CAGGCAGGGGACAUCCUUGAUAUGUUUUCAUGUGUGUCACAACAGAUUGCAUAAAUUGGGUACUAUUUUUGAAAUGCAUUUGAGUUGGAAGUAAAUUCGUGAAGUCGAACUGAGAAUUGACCUUGCCAGCACAUUGACGGAAAUAGUGGAAGUGUGUUAAUCAUUUUGAGCAAUAUUUGAAAACAUGGAGCUGUUUUGGAGAUAUUACCUGCUCUAUAGUUUUCUUUUAUUUAUGAGUUACGCUGUAGCUGAAAAUAACGGGUAUAUUUGCGUGUUUGGAUCUGUGAAUUGUUCUUGUGAAAAUAUACAACACCAAAUGAAAGCCGACUGCUCCAAUAUGCAUCUCAAAAGUGUUCCAUAUUUUUAUAAAAAUGUGUCCUGGAUUGAUUUGAGCGAUAAUGACAUUGAAAAGAUCAGCGGUCCUUUUCCAGAGACGGUGUCGUACAUAGAUCUGUCUCGAAAUGAAAUAAAAUCAUUAAGCAGUAAUACUUUCCGUGGAUUACGAAAUUUGAAAUCAUUGAAUUUGGAGGGAAAUAAGAUUAAGAUAACCGAUUUAUAUGGACAGUUUGCAGAUUUAGAUUCACUAACUGAACUGAGUCUCAAAAGAAAUAAACAUACAGGCACAGUAGUGCUUGACAAAGUCUUUGCAGAACUGAAAUCAUUGGAGGUUUUAAAAAUUGAUGGAACAGAUAACAUCACCUUUGGAAAGGGAUUUUCCAAUUUAACAAACUUAACCAAACUUGAUUUGUCUGGAAUUACGGGACAUUGUUCAUUCACAAGGAUUCCUCAAGACAUGUUUGAAAACAUGCCUAAGUUAAAAUAUAUAGAUGUUUCAGCAUGCAAUAUUAUCGACAUUGAAAAAGGUGCAUUUGGAGUUCUCCCUCUACUACAAUAUCUUGAUGUGUCCCACAACAAAAGACUCGGAUUUGCUUCACUUCCAAAUAUCACACAUAACCUUAACCAGACAUCUAUUGAUAUUUUACGUAUCAAUUGUAUUAUGUGCUUGACUGGAACAGGCUCUAAAAUCCUCAGACAUCAUCUGAUCAACAUAGACAAUACUAAUCUUACCGAGAUACACAUUGAAAAGAACAGACUUGAACUAUUAGAACCAGGUGUGAUGAGAAAAUUUCCAAAAGCACUUAGAAUUUUGUCCCUAGGAGAAAAUAAACUGACCCAAGGGAGAUACAUUAUUGACUACUUUUUUCUUGAAAAUCUUCGUGUUUUAAAUUUGAGCGUUCAGUUACGACCUCCUCCAUAUCCUUCAUCCAUAUUUGAAGACUGCAAGGAGAAAACUGACCACAACGACUAUGCUCUAGGAAAUCCAAUUAAAGAGCGAAGAAAAGUCACGAUAAAGGACCUUUAUACAAUACAGAGGACGUGGAAUAAAACUUCUGAUGCAAAGUCUCAGCGAAAACCCCUAUAUACACUUUAUUUACCUAAAUCCUUACAGAUAUUUUAUGGGAAUUUAAGUCGGCUUUAUGCGAGCAUUCCCGAAUUUGCAAUAAAUGGUUCUAGUUUGCGUGAGUUCUAUGGACAGAACAAUUUUUUCUACUCGUGGAAUGGACCCGUGCACGGCGCAGAGGGAAUUCAGAUCCUUGACUUGUCCAACAAUUUCUGUUCUUACGUCUCUCCACAUUUUUUUAUGUAUGGUAGUGGUUUGAUAGUCCUUAAUAUAUCAGAAAAUAAUAUUGGUAAAAGCUUAUCGAAAGAUAAGGAAGGGAAAACAUUUGAAAAUCUCACAUCUAUAGAAAAUCUUGAUUUGUCACAUAAUAGCAUCGUGUCGUUAUCUGUUCAAAUGUUUAAGAACACACGGAAGUUGAAGACAUUGAAUCUGAGAAAUAACCUGUUAUCGGAAUGGCGGGUGAACUUCGACCAUUUGAAAAACAUGAAGUAUAUAAACCUCGCAAAAAACAGACUGACCACUAUUGAGGAGAGAUACCGACGCUCAUUUGAAACUUUAUUUCUAACAUCAAACCUUACUGUAGAUCUAUCGGGAAACAAGCUGCUAUGUUCCUGUGAUAAUGUAGACUUCCUGUCGUGGAUCACACGUCAUAGAAAAAUCUUUGCACAUUUUAUAGAUUAUGAAUGCUCCUCGACAAGUUCUAAAGAGUUUGAUUUUACGAAUUCAGAGCAUUCAUUGCUGUCUUUGAAAGGAAUUUGCAAAUCAUAUCUUAGUAUAUACAUCGCGACGUCUGUCGUUUUAGCUUUUAUUUUCAGUACAGCAGUUGGAAUAAUUCUACAGAAAAAUAAAUGGAAAAUUCGUUACCUAAUUUUCAAAGCAAAGCAACGUUUGAGACAAGUUGGGAGAUAUUCCAAUGAUUUUUCUUCAUCUUCAAUUUCUUAUGAAUAUGAUGCAAUGCUUUCGUAUUCAAGAAGUGAGUUAUCUUUCAUUCUAACGGAGUUUAUACCUCGAGUGGAAAAUAACUCUAAUAUAAAACUUUAUAUCAGAGACCGAGACGAGCCCUUAGGAGUAGAAAAGGGUCAAGCCAUUAUGGAUGCUAUUCAGGACUGCAAACGAGUGAUCUGUUUAACAUCAAAACGCUAUCUUAAAUCAAAAUGGCGAGACUAUGAAUUGAAUAUGGCAAGAAUGGAAGCAAUAGAAGGUAGAGAAAAUUUGAAAUUCGUCCAUUUGGUCCUUUUCCCUGAGGUGUACAACAGUGCACUUCCAAAUUCUCUUGUUGACCUGGUCCGAGACGAAUGUGUGACGGAAUAUCCCCAGGAGGCAUGCGCAUAUGACGACUUCUGGGAAACUCUGAAAGCCCUAAUUGUGGAAGACUUAUGAUAUUUAUUUAUUUGAAAAAUUCAUUAAAAUAAAUGUAAAUAACAUGCUACUUCUAUCUUAAUGUUUGCAUAGACUGUCAGAACCUGUAGCUGGAAUAAAAUGAGCUUACCAAGAAUUAAAUAUAUGCUUU
Molecule: messenger RNA, 2912 nt
Organism: Ostrea edulis (European flat oyster)
Lineage: Eukaryota; Metazoa; Mollusca; Bivalvia; Ostreida; Ostreidae
Product: toll-like receptor 4
Exons: 1
Coding region: 185-2782 (865 amino acids)
Biological process (GO): toll-like receptor signaling pathway; immune response
Cellular component (GO): membrane
Molecular function (GO): protein binding; transmembrane signaling receptor activity
Source: RefSeq, a predicted model, not a curated record